This is a messenger RNA of Aspergillus bombycis, 972 nucleotides long. RefSeq names its product PAP2 domain protein. Gene Ontology annotation, molecular function: phosphatidate phosphatase activity. Gene Ontology annotation, biological process: phospholipid metabolic process. Lineage: Eukaryota; Fungi; Ascomycota; Eurotiomycetes; Eurotiales; Aspergillaceae. The transcript is spliced from 3 exons. The coding region runs from base 1 to 972 and encodes 323 amino acids. The record is from RefSeq and is a predicted model, not a curated record.
AUGGGGACGCGCAAUGUGGACAUCACUGCCGCAAAACAAUACCUCCCGCUUCUCAUAUCCUAUGUAAUCGACUGGGUGUUCAUCAUCAUCUCGUUCCCGUACACCACAGACGAGACGGUGAGCACCGCCGUCCUGGUCGUCGUGGCGCUCAUCGUGCCGGCGGUGAUUAUCGUUCUCGUGACCCUGGUCAUUAUGCCCGGGUCGUGGAAUCGUGGUACAGCCUGGCGGGUGAAGAUCUGGGAGUGGAAUGCCGGGUGGUUGGGGCUGGGGCUGGCGGUUGCCGCGGCGUUUAUGGCUACCGAGGGGUUGAAGGAUUUGUAUGGCCGGUCGCGGCCGGAUCUGUUGGCUCGCUGUGAUCCUGAUCUGGGGAAUAUUGAUGCUUAUGUGGUUGGAGGGCUUGGGGGACAGGUGGACGCGCGCCGAGGGUGGUUGGUUGGGAGAUCUGUAGGAAUAGGGGCAAGGAGUUGGUCGUGGAUGGUUGCGUUUGCCGGGUUGACCUAUCUGAGUCUCUGGCUAUGCGCGAAGUUCUCCAUUGGAUUCCCCUAUCUGGCGCAUUCGCCCCUUGGCCUGGACCUGCGCGGCCAGAAGCGCGAGGCCAUUCGCGACCUGGGCGCUGCGCCUCCCGUCCUCCUGCUCAUCCUGGCCUUCGUGCCGACGGCGGUCGCCUUCUUCAUCUCCGCGUCGCGCUGGUUUGACUUCCGACAUCACGGAUUCGACAUUAUCUUCGGCUCCGUCAUGGGCAUGGUCUUCGCCUGGGGUGCAUUCCGCCUGUAUCACCUGCCUAUCAUGCGCGGUGGCGGCUGGGCAUGGGGCGCCCGAGGUCGCCGACAUGCCUUCUUCAAGGGCGUCGGACUCCCCAGCCACAUCGGCGGCGACAACUGGUCCAGCAUGAACGACGGUCCCCGGAGGGAAGAGCGCGCAGCAGGUCAAGACGGCGAUCUGGAAAGCGGGCCACGCAACCUGGCAGAAUAA